CUGACACGCACUCGAGCCCCCGUCACCUCUCACCUCAGUUACCGCUAUUCUUUCUCUCUUCUCAGGCGGUGCAAUUUGUUGCAAUUCCGGGUGCCAAUUGCCAUCCAUAAGAUUAGUAGCUGGAGUACCAUAAAACAUCGUUCCUCAUUUCAUCGUAGAAUUGAAGUAUAUCGUAUCGAGCAGGAUUAGAGAUAGAUAGCACCGUGUCACGCACCAAUAUUCACACGCAGCGGCAUGGUGCAAGGUACAACGCCGCAGGUAUCUCCCCAGCGCCAACGCAGCACUCCAAUACCUGCAGCACGAUGGGGCUCCAAGUACAUGUACCGUCAUCCCACACCCAACACAGCGCAACCACCAAUCGUCCCCAAAGAGCAUCGACGUCGACUUUUUCGCAACUUCUCCCUCUGCAGGUUCCAACCUCUCCCUCCUCCACCCUCAUUGAGGCCUGUAUAUUGAUCACGACUUUGUUUCUGCCUCAUCUUCCUUUUCCUUCCUCCGCGCCCACGACUCUGCUCUGCUUGCACCGGCCUUGGGCGGCAAUUCUUCGCUAAAAGCUCCAUCCUGGGUCGCCGACUUUCCGCACACGAGCCAGCGGAGCAAAUCCUCGCAACUCUCUUGUGCCUCCACCCCGUUUCUCGACGCUGAGGAGGUGUUAGUCCAGUUUUUCUCGCAGCAUCAUAUUGUAAUACAGGCUACUGGAUCUUUUCUUCUUCUUUUGCCGUUUCCUGGCUGCACUCACUUUUUUUUUUUUUCUCCAUCCCCUCUCACACUGCAUCGUUGCCUCCCCCGGCACCGCUCAACAAGAAGCCACCACGUCACCUUGGCCUUUUUUUCCUUGACCGAUUGACUUUCAAGACCAGCUUCGACGAGCGUCUACUCUCCAUUCAUCGCAUUUCCACCUGACGAGCGGCGUU
Trichoderma harzianum CBS 226.95 is the source of this 914-nucleotide messenger RNA. RefSeq lists its product as hypothetical. The coding region runs from base 303 to 551 and encodes 82 amino acids. The transcript has a single exon. Lineage: Eukaryota; Fungi; Ascomycota; Sordariomycetes; Hypocreales; Hypocreaceae. The record is from RefSeq and is a predicted model, not a curated record.